Papilio machaon (common yellow swallowtail) is the source of this 3104-nucleotide messenger RNA. Its product is annotated as ATP-binding cassette sub-family G member 8. The record is from RefSeq and is a predicted model, not a curated record. Lineage: Eukaryota; Metazoa; Arthropoda; Insecta; Lepidoptera; Papilionidae. Gene Ontology annotation, cellular component: plasma membrane. Bases 354 to 3086 code for a protein of 910 amino acids. Gene Ontology annotation, molecular function: ABC-type transporter activity; ATP hydrolysis activity; ATP binding. The transcript is spliced from 18 exons.
AGUGUCACUGACUGUUUAGUUCUUCAGUGUUUGAACGCGGUAUAGUCUGGUGGUUUGGUGAAGUACUGCCGUUUUAGCGAACGAAUUUUUUUCGAAUUAUUUUUAAAUUAAAUGAAUUAAACGAAUAAUUAUAUUGUUCGAGUGAUGCGAAGUAUUAAAAAGUAUUUUUGUGUUUAGUGGUUUUUCUUUGUGAUUGUGUGAUUCAGUGCACAAGAGUCCCGUUGGCCGGUGUUGUGUAUAUCAAAUAUGACCUGCGAUAGGAGUUUUGCAUAACAAUGAAAUAAAUGGAAGCAAACAGAGCACUGCGAACUUGUUUUGGGAUGACGCAGGUGGUGUGGCGUUGUUAGCGGAAUAUGAUGUCACAGCCGGGUCCAGGGCUGGGCGAGCGGCGGUACUCGGUGCCUGCCGCGCCGCUCGCGCACGACCCUCGCACCAUGCAUUCCGAGGAUUUGCACGCCUGGUCUAUUUAUAGACAAAACCUGAACUCGGAUUUCACGGAUAGCGCAUUGGGCAGUACGGACAAAAGCCCGCUGCCCUACGGAAACUUUCAGCUACGGGACACUACUGUUCAAUCUAUACUCUCACACCCCAGAUAUGGACCCAAGUCAGCUCUCGGUUCGAACAUGUACACAUAUUUGAAGUUUGGUCUGCCGCGCGUGUUCCCGCCGAACCACAAUGGCUCCCAGCGCUCUGGCACUCCCAAACCUAAAACCUCUAUAGGAAGCGGCAUGAAAUCUGUACCUAGGGUGCAAAGACAAAGUCGCGGUGUACGGGAGACGUCCUCCGGUUAUGACAGCUCCGACAACGAGACCUCCACCAACUACAAGUACAGUCGCAAGUAUCGCUCCGACCCCGACUUCAGGAUGCAGAACCUACACCCCUCAUAUCAGCAUGCUACAGGUGUCCCACUUGUGGCGAUGCACCAGGCGGGUAUUCGGGACACGUGGGCGAACUCGCGGCACAAGUCCCACAGCGAAGCCAACCUCCUGGCUGCCGAGCGCGCAGAACGCGCCCACCGCGCCCACACGCGUCGUACUAGUGUCGCCGACUACCUGCCUGAUGACCACCACAGUUACUUAAUGCCCUCCUCACACUUGGGCGGGCGCAUGUCGAAGGCGGGCAGUCACCUCUCCUUGGCGCACUCCAGGAAGCACUCCACGCUGCGGCCCGGGGACCAGCUUGAUGGCUACACGCACUCCGCAUACAUUUAUCCUAAUUAUUACGUUAGCAAUUUAGAAAUAACAUCACCGGAGAACAAAUCAACUCUUCUCGUGUCGGGUUUGAGUUUCGAGGUGAAGUCCGGCGACAUCCUGGCGGUGCUGGCCACCUCGCAGCACGAGGCCACCGGCCUGCUGGAUGUGCUCGCCGGUGUAAGAAAGAAACUAUCGGGAGAUAUAGUGCUGAACGGGCAGGCGGUGGCGUCUUCGACACUUCGCAAGCUCGCGGCGUACGUGCGCAAAGACACGUCGCUCUGCCCCUCCAUGACUGUGGAGCACACGCUGCGCUUCCACGCGGCCCUGAGGAGGCCCAGACAGAACCACACCCAACUCAAAAUGGAUGAUAAGGAUAGAAUAAACAUUCUAAUAGAAGAGUUAGGACUCGAUCAAGUCCGAGACACGAAUGUGAGUCGACUGACGCGUUCCGAGAUCCGGAGAUUGAACGUGGCGUGUCAGCUCCUGCUGGACAUGGCGGUGCUCAUCCUGGACCAGCCCACUAGAGAGAUGGAUAUCUUCGAUACAUUCUUCUUGGUGGAGUACCUCAGGAACUGGGCCAUGGACGGACGCGUCGUCAUUAUGUCCCUCCACCCACCGACGUAUGAAAUAUUUGCUAUGCUUACUAAGGUCGUAUUAAUAUCCGCGGGCAGGACAAUGUUCAGCGGAUACAGGAGAGACAUGUUGCCAUAUUUUGCUUCCAUCGAUUAUCCUUGCCCUGCCUUCAAGAAUCCAUCUGAUUAUUAUUUGGACCUGGUGACGCUGGACGACCUGUCUGCGGCGGCCAUGCUGGAGUCGUCAGGUCGUAUCGAGGCGCUGGCGAGCGUGUUCGCGAGCUCGCAGUCCGCGCCCGACCCGCCCCCGCCAGUGCCGCUCCCCGCACCGCUCGGCAGACCCAACGUUAUCAUGCAAACAUUUGCUCUUGUCGAGAAAAGUUUACUUUACACCCAAAUGACGACUCUAUCAAAUGUGAUAACGCGGAUACUACUCGCGGCGGUGAUGUCACUCGUCACCGGCACCAUAUUCUGGGACCUCCCGUCUACUGAUGCUAAGCUGAGUCAGAACGACCGCAUUGGGUUCCACUACUGUGUGAUGUGCGUGUGCGUGUGGCCGCUGCUGCUGUGGCUGAGCGCGCGCGAGGCCAGCGCACUCCGCCCCCACGUCGAGAGAGACGUCGCCGUAGGACUCUACUCCAGGACUAUGUUUAUCUUAUUUGAUCAAUUUCUGGAGUUAUGGUCUGCGUUCCUAACAUGGCUGGCGUACCUGGUGCCGAGCUACGCGAUGAGCGGCCUCUAUACGCAAGCACCGGGAUCCUAUGAUGGCUUCUAUAUUUAUUUAGGUUACAUGCUUCUAUACCUGAUCAGCAUACAAAUGCUUUGCCGAGCGAUGGUGUUCUUAGUGCCAAUGGAGAAAACCGCAUCUGUCCUAUCGGGUUUUGUACUCCUGCUGACCAUAUUGGUGAACGGCGUGAUGUUACACCAAGAUGACCUCCCGUCGUACGUCCGAUGGCUGGAAUACGUCUCCCCGUCUAGAUGGGUCCUGCCUGAGAUAUUGCAGCGCGAACUCAGCGAAACUGCACUCAGGAGUAGCAUCAGUAAAGAUAUUAGGUGUACUAACAAGCAGAGACCGUAUCAAGAUAUAAUUGUACCAUGCCCACCUCCGAAUGGAACUCAAGUGCUGUCAAAUUACGAGUACCUAAGAUCUGACAACAUAUGGGAAUGGAAUGAACAAAGCUUUUUGAUAGCCCUGGCUUUGUUCUAUGCAGUGUUUGCUCUAGUAGGCAUGGCGGCUUUCGUGUUGGACUGUACGAAGUACGUAAAGAGCAAAGAGCGAAAGUCUCUUAAGGGUCACAAAAUUACUGUGAACACUCCUUAACACGUACUGCUAUAAACU